AUGUCUCUCCCCACGACUUCACCGUUCAAUCCUGAUGGCGAUCAAAGAAGUCGCCGUCACUCUAUUUUUGCAGACUUUAUCCCCGACGACCUAGCCUUUCCACCACCAUUUAUUGACCCGGCUCCAAAUGUGGACGAGAUACUGAACAGAGACAUAGACGAGUGCUCCUCUGGCGACGAACAUCGCGAUGAAGAAGCUGUAGAGGACCCACGAUAUGUCGACGAGACAGAUCUACAGCUUGCAUUCCAUCCUAAUGGCAUAGCAUAUGGCUCAGGCUUCUCGACAGUUCCACCGACCAGCAUCGAUAUUCCCCCACCUAACCCACACGACUUUGAACAAUCCUACCGUGCGGAGGUUUCCCUUCUGCGCGAUAACGACGUACUUCCCCCAAAACACCCACCUACAGGAUGGCGCGUAACCUACUGGGGACGUGUAUACCGUCGCCUUUUCAGCACACGCGUCCACGACCACGAUAAACCACUUUUCGCGUCGGAGGACUCAGGCGAGACAACGCCGCUUCUGCGCGACAGAAUUGUGCGCUUUGACGGUAUACCGCCAACACCAGGACCGGACGAGGUCCACAAGCGAUGGGAGGAGGCGCUUGCUUCACAGAAGCUCGAAACGACAUGGCAGCGCGAGACCAAGACUUUGAUCCAAUAUGCCGCACCUCUGAUCGUUACUUUCUUGCUCCAUUACUCUGUCACUGUCGCGAGUGUGUUGACUGUUGGUCGUUUGGGAAUGGAGGAGCUAGCUGCCGUUAAUUUGGCCACUAUGACAGCGAGCAUCACAUAUUAUGUUCCCGUCCAGGGUCUGGCAACAUGCCUCGAUACCCUCUGUGCCCAAGCAUACGGCUCAGGCCAUAAGCACCUUGUCGGCCUUCAGGCUCAGCGCAUGACAUGGUUACUCUGGCUUCUCAUGCUACCCAUUGCUGUUCUAUGGUGGUUCUCCGAGCCUAUUCUUGCCGCAGCUGUCGGGCCAGGACGUACAACUGCACUGGCGGCUACAUACAUGCGUAUUCUGAUUAUUGGCAUGCCCGGCGUGUCGGCAUUUGAGAGCGCCAAGCGUUUUGUCCAGUCGCAAGGUCUGUUCCACGCUACUACGUACACUCUGCUUGUCGGCGCCCCUCUGAGUUUCCUGCAGAACUGGCUGUUCGUGUUUAAACUCGGGUGGGGAUUUAACGGUGCGGCUAUCGCUAUGGCCGUUACGCACAACCUUCUGCCUCUUCUUCUCAUUCUAUACGUGCGUCUAUUUGAGGGAUCUGAAUGCUGGAAGGGCUUUAAUCGCAAGGCGUUCAGUAACUGGGGACCGAUGAUCAAAUUGGCUCUACCGGGCAUGAUCAUGAUUGAAGCGCAGUUCUCUGUUUUGGAGAUCCUCACUAUUGCUGCUGGCAGAUUUGGAACCGCACAACUUGCCGCUCAGGGUGUUCUCGUGACUAUCACGUCAACAUCGUUCAACAUUCCCUUUCCUUUGGCUAUCGCGACAUCAACUCGGGUGGCUAAUCUCAUCGGCGCAAACUUGAGCAACGCUGCUCGAGUUACUGCGAAAGUGGCCAUCUUCGCCGGGCUCUCUGUUGGCUUGUUCAACUUGACCAUUUUUAUGACUCUCCGAAAGCAACUACCAAAUAUCUUUACAGAUGAUGAACAGGUCAUUGACAUCGCGUCCAAUGUUAUUCUGGUAUGUGCUGCGAUGCAAAUAUUUGACGCUCUGGCAGCUGUCUCGCAUGGUCUUUUGAGAGGCAUUGGGAGACAGGCUAUCGGUGGCUACGCCAACCUGUUCUCGUACUACGUCGUCGCUCUGCCUAUUGCACUCGGCACCAGCUUUGGUCUGGGGUGGAAUUUGGCUGGUCUUUGGGUUGGUUUGACAGCCGGUCUAGCUGUUGUGUCAGGUCUCGAGGCUAUUUAUCUGUACUUUACGGAUUGGGAGGCUGCUGUGGCGCAAGCUGAAGCGAGAAUGAGAACAGAAACUCAUCGUAGACGAUCUUCAAUUUCAGCUUCCGCGCGAUCGCAAUGA
This is a messenger RNA of Fusarium venenatum, 2010 nucleotides long. Its product is annotated as mate-domain-containing protein. Lineage: Eukaryota; Fungi; Ascomycota; Sordariomycetes; Hypocreales; Nectriaceae. Gene Ontology annotation, molecular function: antiporter activity; xenobiotic transmembrane transporter activity. The record is from RefSeq and is a predicted model, not a curated record. Gene Ontology annotation, biological process: xenobiotic detoxification by transmembrane export across the plasma membrane. Gene Ontology annotation, cellular component: membrane.